This is a messenger RNA of Maudiozyma barnettii, 996 nucleotides long. RefSeq lists its product as uncharacterized. The record is from RefSeq and is a predicted model, not a curated record. Bases 1 to 996 code for a protein of 331 amino acids. NCBI's taxonomy places the organism in Eukaryota, Fungi, Ascomycota, Saccharomycetes, Saccharomycetales, Saccharomycetaceae. The transcript has a single exon.
AUGCAACUAAGAAAACGAAAGAGGGUAGAUUAUUCCUCAACAAUAGAAGCAGCCAGUACAAAGAUAAAAUAUAAUGAUGCUACCAAUAACCCAGAUAAACCAGUACCAGUCAGAUCUAAACCUAAGAAGAGCUUGGUUAUACCAAAAGUGACAGUACCAUCAGCUAGAACGAAGAAGAAUAUAGUUAUACCAAAAGUAACACAACUCCAUGCAAAACCAAAAAUUUCUCAACAGACUCCCUCUAAAAAGAAGCAAAACAUUUCUAAACGAUUCAGCGAAGAUAAAUUAUUAAAUGAGAAAAUGAAAGGUGUAACGUUAACUAGACCAUUUUAUAAAUCUCAAGUAAAUUAUAAGGAUGAACAAGAUGCUAUUACCACUAUACCGAAACUUAAUGAAUUAUCCAAAGCAUUAGAUGAUUUAAUUCCUGUUCAAAAGAAUUUGUAUUACAUCGAUUUAAAAGGUCCGAAGUAUUUAGGUCCUAAAAAUUUUGAAACAUUAAAACUCCCUAGUGAUAUUACUAAUCUACAAACUAUCUCUGCUGAUCUAAAACAAUUUAUAAGAUAUAGAGAAGAAGCCCACAAUAUUGAAGAUAAUUUAAGUAGACAAGUGAGCAAGAAUAGUGAAACAUCCUACAGUCCAAUUAUAAAUAAAGAUAGAAUGGAAGGAAUCAAAGUUUUGUCCAAAUUCGAAGAUAUCCCCGAAUUCGAAAUUGUCGAUAGACUUGCUCAAAUACAUGGCAUCAAUAUAAGGGAUAUACAUGGACUACGACAAGCUAAUAUUAAGCCAAUGCUUGAUUCGAAUUUCGUAAACAAAAAUGAGGUGAAUUCCAUUAGCAAAAGGUUAGAUAAAAAGUUGCAAAAGGAAAGAAAUAAUAAUGUUGUUUGGCCCACAAAAACUAAAAAGAAGAAAGCACAAAAUAAGAAAAACAAAGCAAAGAAGGAAAUUCAAGAUUCAAAACUUAGAUUUUCAAAUAUUGGGUUGUUUAAUUCUGUCUAA